AUGUCCUCCACGCAUUCCACUAGUGAUCCGCCUUCCAUUGAGUCAGGAACACAAUUGAUGACAUUGGAUUUACCAACCUCUUCAACAAUCAAAAAGUAUAAAAUGGAAAUACAAAUGGAUCAACCUUUAGACUCUGAAUCAUACUCAUCAAGUGGUAUUUCACAUUCAUAUAGACCUGGUGAUUCUGUAAACGGUGAAGUACUGGUUGUCCCACCAUUUGAUGCAACUCCAAAAGAUUCAAUCAAAUUCAAUGAAAUUUCAAUCUCUCUACAAUGCAAAAUAAUUAAUGAUGUCGGUGGUAAGACAAAGACAUUGUUCACUAUGAAUGAUGAUAUUCAUGAUAUUUCAGGACCUUUUGAAAAGAAAAUGAGAUUUCCAUUCCAUUUUGAACUACCCACAGAAUUGUUUGAUAAUACUUGUCCACACAAUAUUGACUUUCAUAAACAGUUACCACCUUCAUUUGCCUCCCCAAGAUUAUGCUCACUAGUGUUUUCAGGUACAGAUAAUUUUGGUGUUAAUCCCACAGAAUGCCCUCAAUAUCCUUCUUAUAAAGAUCUCCCUUUAAAUAAAUUCUGUGUUGUUUACUAUAUCACUGCUACAAUCAAUCAAAAGACACAUAGGAACACAGAUGUUCAUGUAAUAAUGAAGAGAAUGCUAAAUAUUUCAGUUCAAAAUUUCUUUACACCAGUUCCAACAAACCUCAAUGAAUCAUCAUUAGAUAUUGCAAAUUAUUAUUCAAUGACUGAUUUUGCACCUAAUAAUGAGCUACUCAAAGUUCAAAGAACCUCACUGAGAAAAAAUGGAGAAAUAAUUGGUACUCUGACAACCUUAAUGGAAUUACCAGCUCCAAUUAGCAUAUCAACUCAAAAUGAAACCUCAAAAGCACAAAUAAGUAUCAAAUUUGAAGCAAAAGAUCCUUCUAUUUUACCACAGUUCAAAUACCAUGCUGAGUUAACACAGUUCAUUAUUCAAUCAUCUGGUUGUGUCCAACCUACAGCAAGCCCAAUAUUCAAGGAUUUGUCUGUUGAAUCAAUAGGAGACCACAAAAAGGUCACCAUCAGAGGUAAGACUUUAAGAUUUGAAGUUACAGAAGCUGAAUGGAGACCUGGAUAUCACAGCGAUGGAUCACUGAUAAAAGAUAUAUACGUUGAGAUUCCUCAUUUAGCACAACAAAAAUUGGAACCGACGUUUCAUUCAUGUACUUUACAAAAUAUUUACAUAUUGGAUGUUGAUAUUAUACAUGAUCAAGUAAAUGGGGAUAAGAAUAAAAGCUAUUAUACUCAAAAGACAAGUCUUAAGGAUGCAAUUUUGGGUAAACUGGGGGUUGGUGUUUCAAAAAAUACUUGCGUUUUAAUUCAUAAAUAUAUCCAACAACAUGGUGGUCUUUCUAUCAAAAUUCCCAUAACAUUACUUUGUUAA
Molecule: messenger RNA, 1419 nt
Organism: Hansenula ciferrii
Lineage: Eukaryota; Fungi; Ascomycota; Saccharomycetes; Phaffomycetales; Wickerhamomycetaceae
Exons: 1
Coding region: 1-1419 (472 amino acids)
Source: RefSeq, a predicted model, not a curated record